AUGGUUUCUAUUGCAUUAAAAAAUUUAUUGAAAACAUGCAUUCGUACAUUAUGGAAAUUAAUUCAAUUAUUAUUAUUUAUUAUUAUUGUACCACCAUUGAUUAAUUAUGCAUCAUUAAAACGUGAAGCACCUUUACUUGGACAACACGGUUUACCAUAUGAUAUUGGCUAUGGGCAAAAAUUGUUUUUACGUUGUCGAGGACACGGUACACCAACAGUUAUUUUUGAUGCUCCAACUGGUAUGAAUUCGGAUAUUUGGCUUCCUCUUCAAGAAAGUCUUAAGAAGACAACAACAGUUUGUAUCUAUGAUCGAGCUGGAUUAGGAAUGAGUGAUCCACCAGUAAGUUUGACACUUAAACAAAGUAAUAUUUCAAUUAAAAUCUAUGGAAGCAAAUUAAUAAUUGCACUUUUCAAUAUAGAAACAAAUGAAAAAGAAAAUAAACCAACAAAACAUCGUGGUAUGGAUUUCACUGUAGAAAAAAUGUCUGAAGAUCUAAAUCGUCUUGUAACUGCAACAAGUCAACAACCAAAACCAUUUAUUUUAGUUGGUGCUGAUCUUGGUGCUAUUGUAACUCGCUUUUAUGCUCAAAUGUAUGAAUUUGAUGUUAGUCAUUUAUUUUUAGUUGAUCCAUUAGUUGAAACUUUAUUAGAUAAUGAACAAUGGAAAGAUUAUUGGUAUAAUAAAAUAAUUCCUCGCCUUCAUGCUAUGCAACUAUCAGCAGCCAUUGGUGUCAAUCGAAUUCUUGUUUUAACACAUAUGAUUAAUACCCCAUUGGUUACAAAAAUAUCUGAUAAUGUAGAUGAUAACAACCUAAAUAUUAAUCAUCGUCAAAAACAUUUACUUUGCAAUGCAGCUCAUAUUAGUUCAGCUAUUCGAGAACAUUUUUAUAUGAAUGAAACAUUUUCACAAAUGAAAUUAGCAUGGCGAAUGAAAGCUUUUCCUUCGAAUGUAUCUGUAACAAUUGUUAAUCGUCGUCAGUAUGAUAAAAGCCUGUCAAAAGAUUUAAAUAAAAUAUGGGAUGAAUCACAAGAAUAUCUACGUAUGCAACUAUUUCGUAAUCGUAUUCAACAUCGAUUUAUUGAUUCUACGGAUAAAUAUUUUAUCUUUAACAAACCAGAUCUAUUAGAAUCAUUAAUUAAAGAUUCAAUAAGUCAAUGGCGAGAACAAAAAGGACUUGCAUAA
Molecule: messenger RNA, 1182 nt
Organism: Rotaria sp. Silwood1
Lineage: Eukaryota; Metazoa; Rotifera; Eurotatoria; Philodinida; Philodinidae
Source: the annotation of a GenBank genome assembly